AUGACUCAAUCAAACUUACUAUCAAAAAGGUUUCAUACCAAGUCUGGAAAAGAGGUUUCAAUUGCACUUGGUACUGGCACAAAAUGGAAACAACAACAAACAAUCAAUGAGAUCAGCCCAGAGUUAGUAGACAACAUUCUUUUAGCGUUAAAAUUGGGAUUCAGACACAUUGACACCGCCGAAGCUUACAAUACCCAAAAGGAAGUAGGGGAAGCGCUCAAGAGAACUGAUGUUCCAAGAGAAGACCUUUGGAUCACUACCAAGUAUAGUCCAGGUUGGGGUUCCAUCAAAGCUUACAGCAAGUCACCAAAAGAGUCGAUUGACAAAGCUUUGAACCAACUCGGUGUUGACUACAUUGACUUGUUUUUGAUCCACUCUCCCUUUUUUACGACUGAACAAACCCAUGGUUACACUUUGGAACAGGUGUGGGAAGCUCUAGUUGAAGCAAAGAAAGAGGGCAAAGUUAGAGAAAUCGGGAUUUCAAAUGCAGCUAUUUCUCACUUAGAAAGACUAUUUGCAGCUUCUCCUAGUCCUGAGUACUAUCCUGUUGCCAAUCAAAUUGAAUUUCAUCCAUUCUUACAAAAUCAAUCAAAAAACAUAGUUCAAUUCAGUCAAGAUCAUGGUAUCUUAGUUGAGGCGUUUUCACCAUUGGCACCCUUAGCAAGAGUUGAAUCAAAUGCUCUUGCUGGGACUUUAAAGACUUUGUCUGAAAAGUACAACAAGACUGAGGCUCAGAUAUUGUUGAGAUACACUUUACAAAGAGGAAUUUUGCCAGUCACUACAUCUUCGAAGGAAAAUAGAUUGAAAGAGUCUUUAGAUUUGUUUGACUUUGAAUUGACUAAGGAGGAAGUGGAAGAGAUCAACAAGAUUGGUGAAGCCAAUCCGUAUAGAGCAUUCUUUCACGAAGCAUUCAAGGAUUUGUAG
Molecule: messenger RNA, 924 nt
Organism: Lodderomyces orthopsilosis Co 90-125
Lineage: Eukaryota; Fungi; Ascomycota; Pichiomycetes; Serinales; Debaryomycetaceae
Product: aldo-keto reductase superfamily protein
Exons: 1
Coding region: 1-924 (307 amino acids)
Molecular function (GO): oxidoreductase activity, acting on NAD(P)H as acceptor
Source: RefSeq, a predicted model, not a curated record